This is a messenger RNA of Acaulospora colombiana, 2049 nucleotides long. The record is from the annotation of a GenBank genome assembly. Lineage: Eukaryota; Fungi; Glomeromycota; Glomeromycetes; Diversisporales; Acaulosporaceae.
GGCCACCCCAACAUUGUUCUCCGGACGAAAAUCUCGAAUAUUGAAGAUUUCCGAGAGAAUCUUCGAAAGAUGAUUACAGCAACGAUUCAGCAAAGGAAUGCACCAAGAGAGAAUGAUAUGGUUUCAAGGAUGGUAUCGGUUGGACUUGCUGCAUUUCGUGAUUUUGAAAGGCAUGGAAAACUGGAAACUCUGGAGCACGCAAUCUCAAAAUUCGAAGCUGCCAUUGAGAUGAAUAGAGACAAGGGAAAAACACUUACCAAGGUCGAUUGGGGGCACGGCCAACCAGAAAGAUGGAGUGAGGAGAGACGGGAGUGGUUGGGUCCAAGUUUGGCUGACCCGGAUACGCUUCCGCGUAUCUGGUGGUGUGCUACUGGACCAUUGGCAUUCCUCCCAAUACAUGCCGCGGGUGUAUAUGACGAUCAGUCCGUUGGUUCUCAUACUUGCGACUAUGUCAUAUCAUCAUAUACACCCACUCUAUCGUCUCUGCUCCAAUCAACUGAACCCGUCACCGAUUCACAAUUCAAACUGUUGUCGGUAAUUCAACCGUCGGCUCCUGGAGUAUCCUCUAUCCCGAAUACGAAGGAAGAGUUGGAAUGUAUCAAGAAACGCCUUGGUGACCGAGAUCAUAUCAUCCUCAAUGAUCAAGAAGGUACGAAAGAGCGGGUGAUGAAAGCAAUGAUGGACAGCAACUGGCUCCAUUGUGCGUGUCAUGGGUCGCAGAGACAGGAUGAACCGACAAAAAGCGGGCUUAUUCUCGAAGAUGGUCACCUGACGCUCGAAGAAAUCAUCAAACUCGAUCUUCCUAAUGCCGAGUUCGCAUUCUUAUCAGCUUGUCAGACGACGACUGGAGAAGAGUCGCUCUCAGACGAAGCAGUACACAUUGCAGGAGGAAUGCUACUCGCCGGAUAUCGGGGUGUCGUCGCUACCAUGUGGUCCAUUCAAGAUGAUCUAGCACCAGAAGUAGCGGACGAGUUCUAUCGGUACAUCAUGACGGAUCAAGUUCUCAUCGCCCGUGAAGAUACUCCAGUGAAUGAAGACUCGUGUCGGAACUUCUCAAAGGUUGACCUGUUGUUGGAGAUAAAUAGCCCAUUUUCAAUGAUAUCUUCUGUAAUAAAUGCGCCAACUGACUUGAACUCCUACCAUUCGAAACUCUUGAAACUCUCUCCAAAAUGUGGAACGGAUAUCCUGGAAAUCAACCUCAGCAGGGCUGGGGAUCUGCUCCUCCUCAAGGAGGGGGCUUUGCGUGCGUAUAUUCCUAGCCUCGAGGGGCGUGCUUGGUGGCAAAGAAUUGCGCUCUGUAGAGCUCCAGGGCAAUCUCCGUAUCCCCCGCAACAACAGGAGGCGCAGCCAGGAUUUUUUAACACCCCCCAAGGUGCACCUCCAUACGGGGGUAGCGGAUACCCAGGAUCAAACGCUUCUAGCCAUAAUGCCACUCCUGGAUAUCCAGGUGCUUCAGCUUCCAACGCCAGCUCCGGCACUUAUUCCUGGAACCCACGAAUGGGUCCACCGCCCAGUGGACCGCCACCCACGAACCACUAUAAUCAAUAUACUCCACCAUUUACGCACGCUGCACCCAGCCAUUAUUCCAAUAUGCCCCCUCCAAGUGUAAAUGGCUAUCAAGGUGCACCUGGUGGUAAUUGGGUGGGCGAUCAAAGUGGUGGAGCAUUCUAUAGUGCACCCAUGGGCGCUCCUCGUCAGUUCUCCCAAUAUGAUCAGUGGGGACACGGUCAGCAGUACCAAUACUCUCAAUGUACUGGGCGUAAGAAGGCGCUCUGUAUCGGCAUCAACUAUGCGGGAACAGAUGCCGCCUUACGAGGCUGCAUCAAUGACGCCAAGAAUAUGAAGCAAUUCCUUAUCAAGGAUAUUGUAAUGUUGUUGGAUGAUGCCACACAUCCUCGUCAAAUACCAACACGUGCAAAUAUUGUAAGAGAAAGUCAGACACUAGGUGACUUGGAUGGCGAUGAAGACGAUGGAUAUGACGAAGUCAUUUAUCCUGUCGACCAUGAAACUGCUGGGCAUUUGGUAGACGACGAUAUGCACGAUAUCAUG